AUGCUCUAUUGGUAUUAUACUAAAUUGGUUCAGAGGACUUUGAAGGUCAGACGCAGCAAUGAGUACAAGUAUCAACCGAUUGGCACACAUCCAUUGCUCAUGCUACUCAUACAAGAUGAUACAACAGACAAACCACUUGAACCAAUACCAACUCUAAGGUCUCCACCACCAAUAUCAAUAUCAACUUCAUCAUCAUCUUCGUCAUCUGCAUCAUCAUCAUUAUCAUCUACAGUUCGUUAUCAUCCUUAUGAACAACAACAACAACAUUCUCAACCACAACAACAACAACAAGUUGAUUAUGCACAAUAUUUGGUCAGUGGUACAUUCAACAAGAGGACAGGAAGGUUAGAUAGUAGUGGCAAGGGAGGUGGCUGGGGUCCAAGCGAUGAACGACAGAUGGCUCACUACUUUAAUCUCAAUGAAUAUCAAGAGCAGAUGAACAGGCUGAGGCAACAACAAGAGUCCUCAUCGUCAUCGUCAUGGCGCAACAAUAGUACUGGAGGUACUGGAAAGUACAGGAAGUAA
Molecule: messenger RNA, 525 nt
Organism: Acytostelium subglobosum LB1
Lineage: Eukaryota; Evosea; Eumycetozoa; Acytosteliales; Acytosteliaceae
Exons: 1
Coding region: 1-525 (174 amino acids)
Source: RefSeq, a predicted model, not a curated record